Molecule: messenger RNA, 312 nt
Organism: Heterobasidion irregulare TC 32-1
Lineage: Eukaryota; Fungi; Basidiomycota; Agaricomycetes; Russulales; Bondarzewiaceae
Exons: 3
Source: RefSeq, a predicted model, not a curated record
GGACCGCGACUCCUCGGGAUUUUGUUCAACUGGGGCUUACUGGGAAUUCUCACGACACAGUUGUAUAUAUACUAUCUCAACUUCCCCAAGGAUCGUCGUGCUGUAAAGCUCCUAGUCUACACCUUGUACUUUCUUGACUGGGCCCAGACAUGUUCUGCUACGUACGACGCGUUCCAGUGGUUUGUGUAUGGCUGGGGAGAUAUCCACGCGCUCUAUGACUUGUUCACUGGCUUCCUCAACAUACCGAUCCUCUCGAGCACUGUAGCCGGAGCUGUUCAGAUAUUUUUUGGCUGGCGUAUAUGGAUGUUUUCA